UCAAGCCGUUUAUAAAUCAGUAAUAUUUAAAAGGACUAAUGAUGUUUACGACCACAGGGCGAUUUACUACUAUAUAUCACUCGCAGAUAGGGGAUUAAAUACCCCCAAUUCUUGUUUGCCGGACAUUAUACACCUCUUGUUUGGACUAGCUCUGUAUGUUCAGAGAGUUGUCCAACAUGGCUAGGAAUAUGGGACCGCUUAUGUUCUCAAUGCUCUUACUUGGGGCCGUAUAUGCCAAUCCUGAGAAUUCCCAUGGACGGAAAUCUUUCAAAGGAUAUCAAGUCAUUUCAGUGCAGGCCGAAAAUGAAAUGCAAGUGGAAUAUCUCAACUUACUUCAGACUGGCCCCGAGAUUGACUUCUUUCAAAUCCCGUCACUGACCCAGAGAACAGACAUCCUGGUGCCACCUACCCAACUGAAGGAGGUCAAAAGGUCAUUUAGAAAGAUGAAAAUGCCGUUUGAAGUCACCAAUCGGGAUAUUGAGCAGUUGAUUGAACGGGAGCGCCAGCAAAUGGCGGGAAAAUCUACCGAUGAUAUCUGGACGUCGUAUCUUCCUUGGGAAAAGUUUGAAGUCUGGCUACAAGAUCGAAGUACAAGCUACCCGAACAUGAUUGAAUUGAAGAGCAUUGGUAAAUCAUACGAGGGCAAGGACAUUUGGCAGGUUAAGGUUGCAGCGAAUGUUAACGAUGCGAAAAAACCGGCCAUGUAUAUUGAAUGUCUUGCGCAUGCCCGGGAAUGGAUCACGGGAUCCGUGUGCCUCGGAUCUAUCGACAUCUUGACAUCUAACUACGGGCAGAGUGGUACCCAGGGACAGCAGGCCACGGAGAUGUUAAAUAAGUUUGAUUGGUAUUUCAUCCCCAUGAUGAACCCCGACGGCUACAAUUUCACCAAAGAUAACCGAUUAUGGCGCAAAAACAGAGUACCAAAUGCAUUUCCAACCUGCCCAGGCGUGGAUCUAAACAGGAAUUUUGACGCCGACUGGGGCGGUGCUGGUUCAUCUUCCAACUGGUGCGCUGACACUUAUCGAGGGGGCAGUGCGAAUUCUGAGAACGAGGCUAAAGCAGUGAUCGGAGCCGUUGCUGAGACAGGCAGAGUUGUGUCAUACCUCUCCAUCCACUCUUACUCACAGCUUCUCCUAGUACCAUACGCCUACUCCACGGUGAAAGCCCCGGAUUACGAUGAACUGAAACGUAUAGGAGACGAAGCGAUGUUGGCAUUGAGAAGGGUCAAUGGGGUCACUUUCCAAGUCGGUCACGGUCCUGAAAUUCUGUAUGCUGCCUCUGGAGGAGCCUUUGACUACUUCAAGUUGAAUGACGUCAAAUAUUGUUAUGUGUACGAGUUGCGCCCCGGGCCUGGCGCCGGAAGUAAUGGAUUUAUACUGUCUGCGUCGGAGAUUGAUCCCAGCAUCCGGGAAACGUUUGCUUCCUUCCACAGUUUCGCCGUUCAAAUACCGGCAUAAGAAAGAUUACUGGAUCACUUGAAGAUGAGAGAGAAUUCACCUUGUGAACAUGUAAUUAAAAAAACGAUGGAUAAUUGUGUUUUGAGUUUACACGUCUUGAUUGCUUAGUAAUUUUUUUAUUGCUGUCAAUUUAUUAAAAAUGAAAUAAAAUCACUGCAGAGAAA
Messenger RNA from Ostrea edulis (European flat oyster), 1621 nucleotides. Its product is annotated as zinc carboxypeptidase-like. The record is from RefSeq and is a predicted model, not a curated record. Gene Ontology annotation, molecular function: metallocarboxypeptidase activity; zinc ion binding. The coding region runs from base 156 to 1457 and encodes 433 amino acids. Gene Ontology annotation, biological process: proteolysis. The transcript has 11 exons. Lineage: Eukaryota; Metazoa; Mollusca; Bivalvia; Ostreida; Ostreidae.